UCGAGUUGAAUUAAUGGUUCGGUAUUCACUGUGGCUGAACAAGUCAACCCAUUAUUUUCAAUCCAAGAAUGCGGAAGUACUGUAGGCCUACAUCAAUCUAAGGAACAGUGUUUGUCCAUUGUUUUUUUCAGUUGCACCUGUCCUGCCUAGAGCAUUUUUUUUGCAGACAAAGGCAGGGGCAUUAAAGACGUCACCGUCGAAGGUAUCUCCCUCGCAUUUUCUGACAAGACUCUCCUUCCUCCCCCCCCCACCAUUUCUUUCUCCCUUGUUGAAUGUCUAAAUUUACAAAUCGUGAUGGACGAGGUGAACAGGAUUCACAGAACAGCCCGGUGAUUUGACUGCCAAGGUCUUUGCAUUUGCGUUGGUCGCCCGACCUUUUCUUCCCAUCACUGUUCGUAGCCAGGUGGGCGCUCUUUCAGUGUCGUGUGAGACCUGUUGGAUUACAUCUGGAAAUGGGGGAAGAGUACGCCCCAGUUGGACCUAAACUGUCAGCUCUCUUUGUCUUUCUAGUCGUCUUGUUGCCAUGGUAUUCAUCUUUUCCUCCAAUCAGCUACUUUCCCAAUGUGUUACCACUUCCCAGUCAGGGGUGAGAUUUGUCCGGAUGUUUUCCUGAUUUCAGGAUUUAUUUUCACCAUGUUUUUUUUUUUGAUUUGAGGAUUUAAGUCUAUUUCACAAUCUGGGAAACUCCUGAUUGAUCUUACGGUGUUUUAUUAACAUGCAACAGUUGAUAUCGAACACAAGAAAUUGGUCCUUUAAUGGACGUCUUUAAGCAAACAUAGACCUUUGUCACCUUACAGUGCUGUGGGCCGUGAUCAAUCCCAUUGUUGAUUAUUUUGUGGAUAUUUCAAUUUCCUUCAAUCUGCCAUCUCCAUGAUCAGUACAUGUACAUGUGCAGGAACAGCAAUACGCAUGUUACAUGAAAAACACUGUAACCGCGACUUUACUGAGUCUUGUUGAGUUGAAAAUUUCUCUCUUGUUUCUGUCUUCUCAGUUAUCUAUCUGCUUUUCCUUGUCAGUGUGUGAUCUGUUAGGGAGGAAAAACAAAAUCAUGAAGCCCCCCCCCCCAAAAAAAUUGUCCUCGACAAUAAAAUCAAGAAACAUGCUCUUGGAGGGUUCUUAUUGCUUUUAUAUGUUUGGCGCCCUCUGUUGACCCUAAGAAACUAUGCCUGAGCCUACCGUUCUCUACCCAAAGAAAGCAUUUUCUAAAUGUGUAAAUUAUGUAAUCUGCAUGCCACGCACAGCGUACAAAUCUAGGCAUCUUAUUUACCAGUACCUCGAUCAAGUGAACGUCAUACUUCAAAGGUUUAUUUGCAGCUGUGGUAUCACUGACGAAAAAAAUUGGAAAGUUUAAAAAAAAAAAGAAAAAAGAAAGGUCGUUGGGUUUGACAGCUGCCGGCCCUUACAGCUGUGAACUGCUAACAGUACUGAGGAAUGACGGGCACUCUUAAAUGCCUAUGCUUCUACUUGUGUGUUGAUGGUAUGUCGUACAUUUUCUCCUUCCCGCUCAUUACUGCGCCUGAGGUUCGCCUGGAGAUAAAUUUGUUAUCAUACUCACGCUCUGGAACAUGGAAUAAUGUAGUACUCCCCACGGUGUACGGGACACAGAGGCACAGCAUCAUUGUCUGUUCCACUCACGGUCGUGUGAUAACAGUGUACCGAAUCUACCGUUGGAGGAGGCCACGAAAGCGUGAACAUUGAGACCCACUUCAACAGUAUGCACCUGAAAGAAGAUGUGGCCAGCAGCCAGGUGCCCGUUGGUCCUGGUGACCUGCCGACCCGGCUCAACCCCGAGGCGGCCCGCCAGCUGCAGAAUGAGCUACUGGAGCUCAAGCAGCAGCAGCAGUGGCAGCAGCAGGUCCUCAUCAGUCAGUUCAAGCAGCAACAGGAGCAGCUGGCCAAGCAGCAUCAACAGCAGCAGCAAGAGCUGAUCCGGUUUCCCCUUGUCCAAUUUGCACCACAGCAGCAAAUCCAGCACGACCGCAUGAUCCUGGCGCAGCAGCAGCAACAGCAGCAGCAGCAGCAGUUGGAGGCGCAGAAGCAGAAACAGCAGCACCUGAAACAGCUGCUGGCCAAGAAGGACAAGCCCAGUGCAAACCCUUCCGAGGAGGUGAAGGAGAAGCUGCACAAGUUCCUAUUGGACCGCAAGCAGCGCAGCGAGCUGGCGGCCAGCGGGGGGGCCAGCCACAACCACUCCCCGCCCCAGGCCUACCGCCAGUGGUCCAUGGCCAACCGCAGCCCCCACGGCUCCGUGGACCACCACUCCCCGCCCCACAACAUCUCCGCCCACUACCAGCCCAUGUUUGGCCAGUACGACAGUAACUUCCCGCUACGAAAGACUGCCUCGGACUCCAACCUGAAGGUGCGCUCUCGCCUGAAGGAGAAAGUGACAGAGAGGCGGAGUCACGGCAGCCCCCUCCCACGAAGACGAGACGGGCCCGGAAGCCUCAAGAGGAAGCCAUUAACAGUGGACACCUCACCCUCAAGUAGUACUCCCGGAUCGGGUCCCAGCUCUCCCCUCAGUGCAGGAGAUGGAGCUAACGGAUUGGCUGCGGCUGCCAUGCCGGAGGACGUGAACAGCUACCUGUUGCUGAAGCGCAUGUACAGUAGCAGCAGCAGCGAUGUCAACCUCUACACCUCACCGUCCCUGCCCAACAUCUCCCUGGGCCUGCCGCCGCCUGCUGGCUCCUCCCAGCACUCACCGCAGAUGCAAACUGCGAGCAAGCCACCGAUGAACGACGCGAUGCGUAUGAAGAACCCCCUACCCGGGGGACCGGUCAUAGCCCCUGCCUUCAUACCUGCUGCGCAGCCAGGAACCAUCAUGCCCGCCGGUGUGCCCCCACCCAUGAUGGGCGGCAUGCCCCUCCACGAGGCCAACUCCAUGAGCCUGUUGGGAGGCGGUGCCGUCGCACAGAGACUAAUGAGACCUAUCCACAGGCCCCUGGCCAGGACCCAGUCCGCCCCCUUGCCCACCAGCCAGCAGCAGAUUCUCAUGCAGCAGCACCAGCAGCACCAGCAGUUCUUGCACCAACAGCAGCAGCAGCUGAUGGCGCUGCAGCAACGACAGCAGGAAGAUGCAGUCGCUGAGAAGGAGGCAGAGGAGGCAGAGCACAAGCAGGUGCAGAGCCUGCCGCUGAAGAACAUCACAGAGAUCAAGCAGGAGCCCAUCGACAUUGAGGAAGAGGACGAGGAAGAGGAGGAACGCUUGCAGCUCCAACAGGAGCAAGAGGAGCUGAUGCGUCAACAAUCACUGGGAUGCCUCCGCUUGACUGGAACAGACACGUUACCGGGUAACCGGCCCAGUAGUAGCGGGCAUCGCCCCCUUUCCCGAGCCCAGAGCUCCCCCGCCGCGGCCAGCCGUCCGGGCAUGCUCGGAGCCGGCACGGAUCACCACCACCAUCUACACCACCACCAUCAUCACCACAACCUCCCCCACCAUCACCACCAAAUCAAACAUUUGUUCACCACAGGUCUUGCCUACGAUACACUGAUGCUGAAGCAUCAGUGUACGUGUGGUAACAACGCCGCACAUCCUGAGCAUCCGGGCCGGUUACAGAGCAUCUGGGCGCGUCUUCAGGAGACGGGCAUCGCCAACCAAUGCGAGCGCAUCCGGACCAGAAAAGCUACCUUAGAAGAGCUACAGUCUUGCCAUAGUGAGGGGUACGUUUUAUUCUACGGAACCAGCCAACCGAACAGACCCAAGCUAGACAGCAAGAAAUUAGCCUGUAUUCCUAAACUGAACUUCACCUGGUUGCCCUGCGGCGGUCUGGGGGUGGACAACGACACCGUCUGGAAUGACUUACACUCCCCAAGUGCUGCCAGAAUCGCCUCUGGUUCCGUCAUCGAGCUGGCCUUCAAAGUGGCCGCUGGUGAGCUGAAAAACGGCUUUGCCGUGGUGCGGCCGCCGGGCCACCACGCCGAGACCUCCCAGGCCAUGGGCUUCUGCUUCUUCAACUCGGUGGCCGUGGCCGCCAAGCAGCUGCGCCUCAAACUCAAGCUCAACAAGAUCCUUAUCAUUGAUUGGGAUGUUCACCAUGGCAACUCCACCCAGAAGAUCUUCUAUGAGGAUCCCCACGUUCUUUACAUCUCCCUGCAUCGUCACGACGAGGGCAACUUCUUUCCUGGCACUGGUGCACCUGAUGAGUGCGGAUGCGGUGCUGGUCUUGGCUACAAUGUCAACAUUGCCUUCCACGGCAACCUGGACCCACCGAUGGGCGACACGGAAUACUUGGCUGCCUUCAGGUCUGUGGUGCUGCCCAUUGCACGGGAGUUCUCCCCCGACGUGGUCUUGGUCUCUGCUGGUUUUGAUGCCGCUGAGGGACACGCCAAUCCCCUCGGAGGCUACCAAGUCACCCCCGCUUGUUUUGGCUACAUGACCAAGCAGCUGAUGACCCUGGCCGGGGGUCGCGUGGUCCUGGCCUUGGAAGGCGGCUAUGACCUGCCAGCCAUCUGCGACUCCUCCGAGGUCUGCGCGCAGGUGCUGCUCGGGGAUGAGGGCCCACAGCUGAGCGAGCGCGCCAUGACGUCGAUCCCCAACGAGAAAGCAGUGGAGUGUCUGCAGCGUGCUAUCCAAGUCCAAUCCGAGUACUGGACCAGUGUGCGAGCCAUGGGCCCCCUGGUCACAUGUUCAGCCCAGGAAUCCAACCAGCUCCUCCAACGAGAGAAGGACGAAGCAGAGACUGUCACUGCCAUGGCUCUACUCUCAGUCAGACAAAAAGCUAGGUCAGAACCAAUGGAGGAAGAUUAUAAAGACGAGUCAUAGUGGAUCGGUGUCACAGAUGAAAAUCUGCCACCGGGUGGUAUCCAGUCAGCUUAGCAGGCUCUGCGGUCUGCAGCUUAGCAGGCUCUGCGGUCUGCAUUGCCAGACCCGUUGGAACUGUGGGAGGGAAAAGUGCGAGUACCUCUACUGCCGUGAAUGUCUGUGUCGUUGGUUAUCAACAGCCGUUUCAUGCCUGGCACUGUCAUGAAACCCCCCAACACGAAACGGCUGUGGAAUGGGUUGACCAUUGGGUAUGUUCUUCAGGAAGUGGCUUGGAAACACCAGAAGAGAGAUCUUGUGUCGGUUAACAUUGAUAGCGUGUUAUUUAUUUUGUUGUGGGGACCAAUUGUUUUUGCUGUGAAUCGGGGAAAACCACCCUCGUUUUAAAAGUAAAGUAUUUUUUGAAAUAUGUCUAAUGUAAACAGUUAGUGACCUCUGUGCCGUUGACCUGUUAUAUACCAGUUAUAAGUUUUAUUCUUGUGAGAUGUCAUUGUACAAACAAAAAAUUACGAAUCAUGUUUAAACACGUGCCGUAUCAAAUAAUUGUCAUAAAAGAGAGAAAAUAGUAUUACGAAGUAUUACAUAUAUACUUGUUUCUUCCGUUUUUAGUGGUUAUAAAUAUAUGCUGAUAUUUUUUCGGUGUGUCUGCCUGUAUGUGCUGUAAAAUUUCUGUGCCCAAGGGUUCACAAUUUUUGUCUAAUUUUUUCUUCAUUUUCCCAUCCUGGGGUGUGAAGGUGGUGUACGAUACGAAACAGUGAUUUGCUCAUGUGUAUGUAAUGUAUAAAUGGACAUGAUCCAGUGCUAAACUCUAUCUUCAGUCCAACCUGUGAAGGUGGCCAGUGGAAGUUUGAGGCUAGUUGACCGUUGUGGCCCGUGCUUUGUCCAAAGAAUUCAAGUGAAACUCAUUUGCCAUCGUUUCCAACAGGCUACCGUGAGAUUUUUGUUGACCAGUAGACGUUCAUUUGUGCAGUUGGCCACUCGGUUGGUAACCUGACCAUUUCAUGUUUCCCAUUAGCAGACCAUCAAGGCUCAUGACCACUGCAGACAAGACUCUGAUGUCCAGAUCUUCCAGCCCUCAUUACACUGUCAGCCAGUGGACCAUGACCGGUCACAUGACUCAGGGCCACUUUGGCCAUCAGUUGGCAUUGGCCACUAAUCUACCAGGGCUCAUUCAAAAGGCCACCAGACCCAGGUUGGACUUUAAAACCUUACUGUACAGAUAUCUCCAUCUAUAUUUUUUCCUCUAUCAAAAUGCUGUGAUGUCACCCCGAUGUACAAAUUCCGGGGUAGGCUGUUUUUUCUCUUCGAACUAUUUUUCUGAUAUUUUGAACAGAUUAAGAAGACUGUAAAUAAGGUUGUACAUACGUCUUAUGAAGGCCGUACUUUUGAUAAGAGAACUUUGUGCUGCUGGAAGAAAACAAAGCUUUACCGAAAAAACAAAAGUACUAAAAUUUUUGACACAAAAACUGCGAGCAGCAGGUUCCAUCCGAAAAGUUUGGCCAGAUGUGGGCUCCGACGGAAAAAAAAAUAUUUGCAUCUCUUAAAAGUGAGCAAGCUAAAGUUGGUUUUGGUUGGUGCUCACGGUGUUUUGCAUGAGCUGAGUGUUUUUCUGCUGUCUGCCGAUGUACAAUAUUUCCAAAGCAACUGCUGGUGUAAAAAGGCACCGUAUCUGUAAUAUAGGGCUGACCUUGUCGAAACACUGAGGACGGUUGAUCAGUUGUCUUUUAAAGUGAGACUGGAAGAACAAUCACAAAGUAGUCAGUGGAACUAUGGAGAUGAAGCAAGCUUAUAGAGAUGGAUCAGAACCAGAUUUGGAAAAAAAGUCUCUCGGGCACUCAUGGAACUGAGGGGUGAAUUUCGAUUGGUACUCGACUUGAGAGGAAGGCCACUUAGAACUUGUAAUGUUGUGGCAAGUACUGUGGCUGUAAAUUCGGACGGGUCCUUUGACACCCGGGUCUCUUCGUGUUUGCCUGAAGUAUGAACCGAUUUCCAAUCCCCCUCCCCCCCAGUCAGUCCAUGGUUUGAGUAGGAUUGGAACCAGGGCACCAGUGUCAGAGAAUGAAUGUGCCACCAUGACAGUCUCACUGAAGAGCAAACCAGAAAUUCGCACCCAGUGUGAGAUGAGAAACCAUGUGAGUUGACCAUGCACAAACAGAUUAACCGAGGCAUUCAAAAUGCAAGUGUACAACGGGAGACAUAUGAUGUCAACAUUGUCAAACUUCACAGUCUGUCAUAGUGUUCAAAUUUACUCGCACUCUGUGACCGAAAGGUAAAUUGUUUUGGUUGAAUUACUGAUGCUUCUCAAACUUUGAUUAUUUUUCUUCAGUCUUGGUUUGUUCCUCAAGGGAACUUCUUAUUUCCUUCUUGAAGCAAGUGUUCUAUUUUCCUUCAUUGUAAAAUUUAUCCCCUAAGAAACGGUGUAUAAUGGUUUACGUUAUGAAGAGGUACAUCAAGACGGCAUUAUGGAAAAAACAGGGUCAUCAAUCAGCUGCAGGAAAUCUUUCCAUUUGACAAGUCUGUCAGGUUUUCUUCACUAGUUUUAUUGUUUGCUUCAGGAAAAAAAAAGACAAUUUACUGAUUGUGUUUGAAGCAAAAUAGAGGUUGAUUUCAAAUUUGACAGUUUUUAUGACCUGCUGUUGUUAUAAAUGCGUUAAAAGGUCUUUGGGUUUCACAAACUGACAUGCAAGCAAGUGGCGGAAGAUUUGAGGAAAUGCCUGUGAUGAAGGUUUGACACAAUGACCCAUCUGCGCAGAAUAAUUUCCGUGAAAACCCUGAACCUGUGGAAUUCAGGCUGCAUCCGCAAGCACCUGGCCACAGGUUAGAAAUUAUGCACGUGCCCAUGGGAAAUCCAGGAAGCCAUUGGCUGAAGGCCUCUAUAAAUGUGUGUAUUAUUGGCAGUCCUAGCCACGCAAUAUGACCUUCGAAUGGCAUCCAGGGAAGGAAAACAAAAUGACAGAGUGCAAACACACAGUACUGAUAUCAGUUGGUGAAAACCAAAGUAACGCAUUACCGUGUGAUGUGCUCACACACAGGGCUACUAGUAACAAUCACCACAGGAAGACAUAUCAGGUCAUUUACAUAAGAGACAAAUUCAUUUCCAAAUCUUAUCUGUAAUUGUUUUUGUUUUCAUCUCCAAACCGACAUGUAACCAAGCCGUUGCUUUUUCUCUGAACGUCUAAUACAAACCAAACACCAACCCAGAAGUUGUUACAUCCUCUAAUAAUGACAAAGGUUACCUCUGAAGUGGUGUUAGAAA
Messenger RNA from Acanthaster planci (crown-of-thorns starfish), 8012 nucleotides. RefSeq names its product histone deacetylase 4-like. Lineage: Eukaryota; Metazoa; Echinodermata; Asteroidea; Valvatida; Acanthasteridae. Gene Ontology annotation, molecular function: histone deacetylase activity. Gene Ontology annotation, biological process: negative regulation of transcription by RNA polymerase II. The record is from RefSeq and is a predicted model, not a curated record.